UAUGUAUAGAGGAGGUAUAGAGGACUUUAGCUAUCUCUUAAUUGCAAUCUAUCUCUCUCAAUUCCCCAUUUUCUCUUUCUCUGUUCCCUCUACUAACAAAUUAGGUAUUUCAAAAUUCUCCCCCUCAUUCUAUCCCUCCCAUCACCCUCCACAAUCAAUUUUAGAGAGAAUCAUUCUUAAAUGCCCCCCCUCCAUUCUAUCCCUCCCAUCCUCCUCCUCAAUCAAUUUUAGAGAGAAUCGUCUUAAAUUUUAUCAAUUUUUCCAAUAA
Messenger RNA from Meloidogyne enterolobii, 268 nucleotides. The record is from the annotation of a GenBank genome assembly. NCBI's taxonomy places the organism in Eukaryota, Metazoa, Nematoda, Chromadorea, Rhabditida, Meloidogynidae.